AACGUCAUGGCUGGCUUAUCUGUUGCCUUUGCUCUCUCCACUUGUUCUGCUAAGCUAAGCUGACAAACGCUCCCCUCAUUGACUCUUCAAUCAAUCCAGGGAAUCCCGAGACCAAGGAACAAUACCAUUGGCAUAUCGGAAUCAUGAGUGAGACGUUGCUUCUGUCAAGGUGUUUUAAAAGUAAAGUCCCGUCACGAUAAAUCGUGUCAGAGCAAUUUAUUUCCCCCCUUGCUUCGUUAUCACAUACCACAUCUUUGAAAACUACACCUCAGAACGCGGGCCGCACCUACUUAGCCAUCGACGUCUAUAGGUGUCGAUAUCCUUUUGCCGGAAAUGGCCAAUCAAACAAACUCUUCCAUCCAUACGGAUGUUGGCGGGCAAUUGCGAAGCAGGCCAGUCGUCCCUGGGCAGAAUAACCCGCGAAACACUGGUGAAGAUGGCCCAAAAGACUCGGCGCAAUUGCACGUCCAUGAGCAGACGCCCCUCCUUCAACGGACGAGCGAAGAAGGUGAGGAUGAAGGCUUAGAUUCAUCUAGCCAGGAUUCGACGGCGUUGAACGCUGGCCUCUGGCGGUCUCGCACAAAAGCAAGUGUCUUUUGGUUAUUCCCAUUCCUUCUCUUGUAUAUGCUAGGCUUUGGCGGUGCUGCGGUUCCCAAGAUUAACCUGAUGGUCUCUCUCACCUGUAGAGACUAUCUGGCCAAAAGAGCCUCUAGCGAUCCUGGAUUCACGUACUUGCCUGUCCUUCUUGGACAGGACAACUCCCAGUGCCAAAUACCGGAAGUUCAGUCCCUCGUUGCCCGCUUUCAAUUGUAUUACAAUCUGGUAGUAGGUCUGCUGUCGGCACUGAUCAGCCCUCAAUUGGGCCAUUUAUCGGACCGCUAUGGAAGAACGUCUAUGAUUGCUGUGAGUGCAAUGGGAACGGUACUAGCAGAGAUAAUUACCGUCAUUGUGGCAGCAAAUGCAGAGCGAGUAUCGAUACAUCUACUACUUCUGGGCGCUACAUUUGACGGCUUAGGAGGCUCAUUCACUGCUAUGCUAGCUCUGAGCACUUCGUACGCCUCUGAUUGUACCAUUUCGGGGAAACGCAGUGUAGCUUUUGGGUACUUGCAUGGCGCCAUCUUCACUGGAGUUGCAGCUGGGCCGUUCCUUGUGGCCAUACUCAUGAAGAAGACACACGAUAUAAUGAGUGUGUUCUGUUCCGCGCUGGCUCUUCAUGUGCUUUUCUUCUUUGUGGUCUUGCUCGUCAUCCCGGAGUCGCUGUCUAAGGAGCAAAAACAGAGAGCUCAAGAAAAACAUCAGGUGAAGCUCGCCAAUCAAGAAGAUGUACGCUGGUUGUCAAUGAGAUUUUGGAACCCGAAGAAAAUCAUCGCGCCUCUAGCCGUCUUAUUUCCACCAGCUGGGCGACCUAGCACUCUAUUCCCUAAUCGCGGGGGCGCCAGUCCAGCAUUGCGAAGAAACAUCAUCCUGCUCUCUGUGAUCGAUACGCUUCACCUCGGCAUGGCCCUAGGCACGUCACAGAUUAUCAUUAUCUAUGCGGGAUAUAUGUUCGGCUGGGGAAAUGUUGAAUCAAGCUUAUUCGUGUCCAUCAUCAGUUCCGUUCGCGUCCUCAACUUCUUCAUUGUGCUCCCCAUGAUUACGCGGAUCUUCCGUGAGGAACCAAGGGAGGACCUGGUUAUUUCUGGUUCCGGUGUCGUUGAUGUCGUCCUUAUUCGCGUCUCGAUUCUGCUGGAUACGAUUGGGUUCGCAGGAUAUGCACUGGCAAAUCACGGCUCGCUUUUGAUCUUGUCGGGAGUCGUCACAUCAUUAGGGGGCAUGGCCGCGCCGGUGUUGCAGUCGUCUCUUACUAAACACGUGCCCCGCGAUCGCAUAGGACAGAUACUCGGUGCUAAAGGCCUUCUACAUGCUAUUGCUCGAGUAAUAGCGCCUUCCAUCUGCAGCUUCAUAUACAGUGUGACGGUGGGUAAAUUCUCACAGGCAGUAUUUGUAUGCCUGUCACUUGUCUUUGGGAUUGCAUUUUGUUGCACCUUGUAUAUCAAAGCGCAUGUCCGACUUGAUUUCGACGAUCCAAGAAAUCAUAACAUCGGUCCCAAUGACUACAGAGAAGCGGUUGAGGAUGAACUCUUACCUUAAUAUAUAGAAGAUUCUUAAUACCCUGGUAUCUACUUGUGAUGUAUCCUAAGGAUUAGCUACUCCUAUUUACGCGAAACUCAUGUUAGAUCUAUAACAUAUAAUUUGGGAUAUAGUUUCAACACUGAAUUUGCAUCCCCAGCCUUGGUAGUCCAGGGUUGCAACGCGGAUGCAGGUCAUAUCAGCGGAUCUUGUUACGGGAACAGAACGUAGCUAAAAUAGCCACAUCUGGUCGAGGUAGAGAGUGUGUAGUUUACUACGUACCAGCAAUGGAUCCAUGCCUGGCGGUGAAGUCUCUCUCAGUGGCAUGAAAUUGCCUUUGUUUCUCGAACCCAUCCACAUGCCAAUGACUAAGCAGGAACAAUGCAUGGUCACGUGCACAGGAAAUGGGUUCACCCG
This is a messenger RNA of Aspergillus pseudonomiae, 2526 nucleotides long. Its product is annotated as putative tetracycline-efflux transporter. The record is from RefSeq and is a predicted model, not a curated record. Gene Ontology annotation, cellular component: membrane. The transcript is spliced from 3 exons. NCBI's taxonomy places the organism in Eukaryota, Fungi, Ascomycota, Eurotiomycetes, Eurotiales, Aspergillaceae. Gene Ontology annotation, biological process: transmembrane transport. Gene Ontology annotation, molecular function: transmembrane transporter activity. Bases 334 to 2130 code for a protein of 598 amino acids.